GGGGCUUCCUUGCUGUAUAAUUACCAGUGCGCGCUUACAAGGCCUAGAACUGGGCUACCCUGAGAUGGCUCAUAAAAGUUUCCUUUGUAAAGAAGUUUUUUAGAGAAAUUGUUUUAUGCAAGUUGAUAUAACUUAAGUUUUUAGCGCAUAUUACGCGAAAUAGAAGUAUAUCUCUUAAACAUGGUAUAUUUCAAGCUGUUGCGGAAACCCUUCCAAUUAUAAUUACCCUUCGAAUUUAUAAUUUCGCGCGCUCCAACGAGCGCUAAAUAAUGUGAUUAAUGACGUCAUCAACUAAUUAACUGCAAUUUGCUACAUUGUUGAUUCGUAGUCAUUCGUCAGUGAAUAGUCGAAAUGAAAACGUGAAUGUAAAAAUUGAAAAAAAAAUGUCGGAAAAUUUGUUGAGGAAACCGCAUUCCAUGGGCAGCCUUUUGCCGCCAAAUUACACGAGUGAUGAGGGGAUGUUUGAUCUGAACAUGCCACGAAUACGUCCCGCGUGGUUGAUGAACGAGAGCAUUAGAAGUUUAGACAGUAAAUUUCCAAUGGUACCUGCGCCCACUGGUUCCAUCAUUUUCUACACGACACCGCUUGCCGAAAAGCUUUGUCAACAGUCGAAGAACAGAGAGUUUGAUUUGACUGAUCCUCUCAGACCAAGUCUCUCUUACAACUGUCUUCACGACGAGCAUCUGCAGGUGUAUUUCAAGUCAAACGACAUCAGAAAGAGAUUAUUGGACGAUGGUUUCAUCACCAACGAUGGUUACGUGAAAUGCUCUUUGAAGGAAUUUAAUGAAUACAGGCAGUGGAUCAGGAAGUUGAAACUGGAUGAACUUCAUCAAGCGAGAAGACAGGAUGAGAAACAGAUCGAAGAUGCCAAAAAGGAAAGGCUGGAAAGAAUCGCCAUGGAAAGAGAUCCCGAGCUCUUGGAAAUCAUGAAAAGGAGACGUGAGAAGAGGCGAGAGCAGGCGAAGAUCCAUCAUCAACACAUCAAGAAGGAACAGGAACGGGUCAGAAAGUUGGAGGAGAUUGACCGUCAGCGGCGGGAGAAGUUUCUGGAUAUGAGAAUGAAAAAUCGUGAUCGUAUUCAGAUUAAACGAGAUCUCGAGAGAGAGCGAUUAAGAAAGACGAAAUCUGAUAACGAACGUCAGGAGCACAAAAUCAAGCUGCGGAUUGUGAGGAAAAUGAACAAAGAUAACGAUGAGAGAUUGAAACAUCUUGAAGAAAGGAAGAACGAAGCUAAGCAAGUCAAAGCUCAGAAGCUUGAAGAGCAAUGGUUACGUCGCAAAAGUUGGUCAGUUGAACAUCACGAGCAUCAGAAUCAACUUAGGCAAUUUCAAAACCAAGAAUUCCAACACAAUGUUGAAGAAAGGAAUGCGAAAGUUGCGAAGCAACGUCGCUUAAGUUUAGUAUCCUACCAGGAAAUCGCCGAAGCAAACCGACGAGCGUUUGAAACCCAGCUCGAAAAUGCCGAAGUAUUUCUCGCGAAACUCAACCACAAAAAGGCAGAAGAAUUAAAAGAAUGGAGGAAGAAAUUCGAAGCGAUGCAAAAAUUGUCCAUGACAACUUUAGGUAGCGGUCCGAACCAGUCCAUCAUAAUUAAGAAUAUCAAGAAACGCGCAAGACGUCAAAGUGCCUGGGACCUAGAGUCGUGUUUGCUGAAAGACCUCGGAAUAGCCGAGAAGGAAAUGUCGGAGAACGCUUACAGUAAGAUCGGAGUAAUAUCUCGGAUCGACGAACGUAACUUUGCUGGGGAUAACAAGGGAGCUUUAGGAUCGCUGAUAGAAGAUGAUGACGCCGAGGGACAACAGCACAAUAAGGAGUUCCGGUUUUCAAUCCCGACGAUCGUUGAGAGCUUGGCGUCAAUACAGGAGCAGUCGUCGGAUGAGUCGGACUCGGACAGCGAUUAUUGCCCAUUCAACAAUAUCCCGAGUGUAUUUCGAUUCAAAAGCCAUCAUGAUUUGCAGCCAAUAUCAGACUCACCGGAACUCAAACCAAAUAGCCACAUUCCCGAAGGAGAAAUGCGCGUGCUCGUGAAAGAUUACGUACAAGGCGUAUUGCAGCAGUCCGCUGACGUGCUUGGUGUCGAUAUUAAGUUCCAGGAAAGACUCUCCAGAGAGGAAAUUCCGAGAAUUAAUGAUGUCAAGAGAAUUCCCGAACUUAAAACAGUGGAGUUGGAUACGGACGGCUCCAACAUGCGAUCUAAGGUGAAAGAAUAUCUCUCGAGUAUCUUAGACAAAGUCGAGGACAAAAUUCAGGUGACCAUCAAACGUCCUCCAGAAUACGAGAAGAUUAAACAGGACAGAGAACCAUCAGCUAAAACACCUGUUGAGACAUCCGUCGACGACAUCAUUGAUUCCAAACUGCACUACCACAACAAGAGAAACGUUAUUCGCCUGUAUCUUUGCAAGAUCCUCGAAGACGCAGCUGAACAGAGCCAGGUCAACGUGACGUUCCCGCCUCAAUACCAGUCCUUUGCAAAACGGUUGCACAGGCCUCGGAGAAAAGCACCCGGCGACAAAGGUUCCUCGAGUGAUGCCGCAUCUCAAAUGGCCGGUCAGCACACGGUGGUUUUGAGAGCUAUCGCAUGCGGGACAGUGGUGUUAGAGUCUGCUGAGAGGAAGGCGUCGAUGACCGUUUGUUCUCCAGAUCUCGUCCAAGAUAUUAAACGAACUGCCUCUGAAAUUGAAACGAUGAAAAAUAAAUACGACAAGGUUCGAGCAAAACGUCUCUUUCACGAAAACCUCAUCAUGAUAGCGACAAGAACUGUAGUCGAAGCUCUUCACCAUGCUGUUGUUACCGUACGCUCUCAGAGAAGGAAUUCAGAUUUCUUCAUGUCAGACUUGCCUAAUCUUCGCCUCAAAGACGACCCUUCGCCACCGAGCAAAGAACAAACAGUUUUGUUGAAGCGACAGAGAUCCCAGCAUCGCCGUGAGUCCAUCGAAGCAAAUCAAAUUGAAGCGGUCCCGCGCGAAAUUGACUUUCUUAGUGAGGUGUCUGCAAAAAAAGGCGGGAAAAAUAUGUCGUGUCAGGCGACCACGCAGACAAACAAGAAAAGUAAAAAGGAACUCUCUAAGUUCCAAGAGCCCAAUACACACAGCGCGAACAAAAAGACUGGAUCGGAGGGUAAACCGAUUCCUAAAACCGGUAAACAAACUGGGACCAAGAAAGCUGACAAGAAGAAGGACACCCAGAAGACUGGGGACCUGUCCGAAAAUAGCGAAGAGACUGGGAAGCUGCAGGGUAAAGUCGAGCAGCAGAUUGGUGCGAAUAAUCAGAAGGCUAGUUCAAGUGACGCCAUCGAGGUGGUUGUCACGGAGACAGAGAAUAGUGAAGCACGUAUACAGGAAAUUGGACAUGGGAGUGAAAAUGCUGGCGAUCCCAAAAUUAUUGGGGAUGAUCUGAAGGGUACUAUGGAACAUCUAAGCGAUGAAAACCAAACGCAUAAUGAAAGAAUAUUAAGCAAUGGAGGUCAAUUAGGUGAUGAUGGGAUGGAAGCACCUGUUAGCACAUUAUCCAUGGCAUCUCCCUCCUUACCAAACGUUACCCCUGAGCCGUCGGGAUUUGGUCCACCUCCGGACGAAGUCAGAUCCGGCGCCGUCCCACCAAUUACUGAGGCGUCUAACGCUGACAGGGGCCCCGCGGGCUCGCCGUCUUCGGCGAUUUUUCGCAUGAUAAGCAUGCGUGAAACACGUGAAAGUUGUGAUCUCUCGCCGAAGUCCUCCUACGUCAUUCUUCCGACCCUGACGUCAUCGGAGGGUGCUCUGAUCAACACACGAAUGGCGCAGUUGCUCAGUAACGACCACUCGAAGACCAGAGGUCUGGAAACCAGCUCACGUGGUCACUUACCGGCACUGAGUCCUAGUCCUUCCAACGAAGACCACUUCACUGACCAUACAAAUGAGCCAGUGAGAUUACCAAGCGUGCCCUCGGUCGAGUCGUGUCCAUCCAGAUCACCAACGCCAGUCAGAUCGCUUUCCCGAAGUUCACAAGUUGAAUUACCUCAUAUUGAUGGUUCCAGUACGUCUCUCGUCGGAAAUGUUGAACAAGCGUCAGUUAAAACCGACGAACCGUCGAACUCUACUGGUACAAAAGCACCACAAAAUACCGCAAAGCCUUCGAAACCUAUCGCAGCAACCAAGGUGCCUGGCAAACCGACCCCGUCUUCCAAGACAACCCCAGGCUCGAAACUUCAACCGGGCAAGCCACCUGUACGAGCAAAAUCCGAAAUUUCUAGGAAACAGGUUGCAGCGCCCACCUUCCCCCCGCGCAAGGGAGGACAGGUCCGCUCCUCUGUGGCGCUUGUCUCGGCAAAACAACCAGCUACCCCCACGCAUCAAAAGAAAUCUGGUGAGACAACAGACCCUGCCAAGCAGAAAAAACAAGAGAAACAGGGUAAACCGGCUGACACCGCCUCUCCACAAGAUCGGCCGGCAAAGUCGAAAUCCAUGGGAGAAGCAAUGGCGACGGCAAGAAGGAACUCACAGGGGGGCUCGCACAAUAAAGUUCGAAGACCAUCGGAUGUUGCAUUUCAUACGAGUAGCAUUGCUGAGCUUGAAAAAAACUUUGCCAAGCCUGCCAACCGAAAGUCCAGCACAACUGUCAAAUCACAUUUACAGUUUGGUUCAACGCAGGAGAAGUCAAACGCCCCGACCUCAAACGAUGCACAUGGAAUCGCAAAGCCCUCCGGUGCCAAGAAGUCUUUGCAAGAUGUUAAAGCGAAGCCAGCUCGGGACGCCCACGCAAAAUCCACGAAUGCUGUCCACACGAAAUCGGCCCCCGAUGAUAACAAAGCUAAGGGCGCUACGCCGUCGAAUAUUGAUCAUACAAAGCCGGAGAAGGACGAUAACAACCUCAGUGUCGUAAAGGGCCACGCAAAGUCCACGCAAAACGCACGCGUGAAGUCCACGCAGGAUACACACUCAAAACCCACGCAGGAUGCACAUGCAAAAUCCACGAAGAUGGCUAAAACGGAAGACAGGCCGGACAAAACCACAGAAAAUACUGAAUCGAAACAUAAAAAGGAUGCCGAGGGUUUGAAAAACUUCGACAAAAAUGCCACUGCAAAGCCGAAUAAGGAUUACCAGUCGAAAGAUUCGCAAAAGAGCAAUUUGACUGGUUUAAGUAUGAAAGAACUCAAAGAAAAGUCGAAGACUGUGUCAGCGACGGUAACCACAGCUAAAGAAUCACAAGAUACCUCAAAACCUUCUGCACAUCAAGAAGAAGCGAUAGUUAGCGCGCCGGAGAGUGAGAGUGACAGCGCUUCAAGACCUAGCACAAGUCCAAAACCCACGCAAAGUCCAAGUCCAAAACCCACGCAAAGCCCAAGUCCAAAACCUACGCAAGGCCCAAGUCCAAAACCCGCGCGGGCGUCUUCAUCGCCAACUUCCCAGGGCAGCAGGGAGGAGGACCCCGAAAAACCGCAGUCCAUGAGAGGCGCACUGAUAAUGUCUCCAGAUGUUGAAGAAUUAUUAAGGAACGGAAGCCCAGGAGAAAGUCAAAAAAGUUCAAGUCAUACCAUUCUUGAAAAUACGGAAAGUGAAACGGAAUUUUUCAGAAAAAACCAGAUAAAGAAAUGGGAUGAUUCAGUCGCGGAACCUUUAGUAGAUGAGACUGCCGAAAAUAAUGCUCGUAAGAAGUCGAGGCCUCGCGGAACAAAACCGAACGUUACCAAACCUAAGCCGAAGAAGCCAUUAGUGAAAAAAGCAAAACAGAGCGAAGACGAGGCGAAGGUUUCCGAUAGUAAAGAAAAAGUUGGCGAUGGCGCUACGAAGGUUUCCGAUAGUAAAGCAAAAGAUUACGAAAUAAAGCAAGAGUUUCUGAUACUAAAGGAAGAGAUUGGAUGGUACAGCAACCGUUACCGGUAGUAGUGCGAAAAC
Molecule: messenger RNA, 5870 nt
Organism: Dendronephthya gigantea
Lineage: Eukaryota; Metazoa; Cnidaria; Anthozoa; Malacalcyonacea; Nephtheidae
Product: microtubule-associated protein futsch-like
Exons: 15
Coding region: 384-5858 (1824 amino acids)
Source: RefSeq, a predicted model, not a curated record